This is a messenger RNA of Staurois parvus, 440 nucleotides long. The record is from the annotation of a GenBank genome assembly. NCBI's taxonomy places the organism in Eukaryota, Metazoa, Chordata, Amphibia, Anura, Ranidae.
AGUCUUGCACAGGUGCACCGGCUCCUCUCCUUCAGUCUUGCACAGGUGUACCGGCUCCUCUCCUUCAGUCUUGCACAGGUGUACCGGCUCCUCCCCUUCAGUCUUGCACAGGUGUACCGGCUCCUCCCCUUCAGUCUUGCACAGGUGUACCGGCUCCUCCCCUUCAGUCUUGCACAGGUGUACCGGCUCCUCCCCUUCAGUCUUGCACAGGUCCACCGGCUCCUCUCCUGGACCGAAACCGCUUCCUCUAAAGUCACUGCACACCUGGAGCUUCUCACAAUGACGUCCAGCAUCAUCUAACGCUUCCCCCCCCCCCCCAGCCUGGCCAUUCCUGGCCCCCUCCUCUUUCAUUUAUUAGGCUUCGGUUCUUUCAAUCAUGAAUCAUGGAGGCCCACCAUCACAAGGCUGGUCUAGGGCCACCCACUCCUUCGGACUGACAC